Acipenser ruthenus (sterlet) is the source of this 4642-nucleotide messenger RNA. RefSeq names its product 5-hydroxytryptamine receptor 7-like. The transcript is spliced from 2 exons. Gene Ontology annotation, biological process: circadian rhythm; smooth muscle contraction; G protein-coupled receptor signaling pathway, coupled to cyclic nucleotide second messenger. The record is from RefSeq and is a predicted model, not a curated record. Bases 239 to 1522 code for a protein of 427 amino acids. Lineage: Eukaryota; Metazoa; Chordata; Actinopteri; Acipenseriformes; Acipenseridae. Gene Ontology annotation, cellular component: plasma membrane; dendrite. Gene Ontology annotation, molecular function: neurotransmitter receptor activity; G protein-coupled serotonin receptor activity.
AAGAAGCAUGAACUUGGGCAAACUCGUAACUCAAAAUGAUUAUACAGGCGAGACCUAUUGUCCAUUAUUACUCAUUGCUGAAUCUUUUGCCAUACCUGUUUAAUCACCACUUCUGUUACUGUUGCUGAACGGUCCGGGUGAAGAGAUGAACGCAUCCGAUGCUGCAUUAUUGGACCAGGUGCAUAACUGUACAGUUUGCUGACAACACCGGGUUGCCACAUGGACAACGGGGAUCAAAAUGGUUAUGGACACCAACAGCAGUUUUAUUUACAGUAACAUCAGGUCCUACAUGAUAGAAGAAAACCCGAGGGAUCUCAGCACCACUAGAAUGAUUUCAGACUCGCUGGACUUACAUUAUUUAUUAAAAAUAAUACAAGAGCCAACUCCCAGUUCCUUGCCAACUUCCAGUCUGUUCACAGAGAACGACACUCAGUGUGGGGAGAAGAUUCUGAACUAUGGAAUCAUGGAAAAAGUAGUUAUUGGAGGUAUUCUUACGAUGCUCACUUUACUGACUAUUGCUGGAAACUGUUUGGUAGUUAUUUCGGUAUGCUUUGUAAAGAAACUAAGACAGCCUUCGAAUUAUCUAAUUGUUUCUCUGGCUCUGGCUGACCUCUCGGUAGCAGUGGCUGUAAUGCCGUUUGUCAGUGUGACGGACCUUAUUGGUGGACAGUGGAUCUUUGGACAGGUUUUCUGUAACGUCUUUAUAGCGAUGGAUGUGAUGUGCUGUACAGCUUCAAUCAUGACCCUGUGUGUUAUAAGUAUAGAUAGGUACCUUGGAAUAACUAAACCUUUAACGUACCCUGUGAGACAAAAUGGAAGAUGCAUGGCCAAAAGGAUCCUGUGUGUUUGGCUCCUGUCUGCCUCCAUUACUCUGCCUCCUCUCUUCGGCUGGGCUCAGAAUGUAAAUGAUGACAAAGUGUGUUUGAUCAGUCAAGACUUUGGCUACACCAUUUACUCUACCGCUGUGGCGUUUUACAUCCCCAUGUCGGUGAUGCUAAUCAUGUACUACCAGAUAUACAAAGCCGCCAAGAGGAGUGCUGCUAAACACACAUUUUCUGGCUUCCCCCGGCCAGAAGAGAAUGACGACAUUGACUCCGCCCCGGGAGCCAUAAAACUGCGCAAGGAGUCGGAAGAGUGCGCCCAUUUUUCUCGGCUUCUCAAACACGACAGAAAAAACAUCUCCAUUUUCAAAAGGGAGCAAAAAGCAGCCACCACCCUGGGGAUUGUUGUGGGGGCGUUUACAGUUUGCUGGCUGCCUUUCUUUCUGCUGUCCACAGCAAGGCCCUUCAUCUGCGGUAUCGAGUGUAGCUGCAUCCCCCUCUGGGUAGAGAGGACAUUAUUGUGGCUGGGCUAUGCCAAUUCCCUCAUCAACCCUUUUAUAUAUGCCUUCUUCAACCGGGACCUGCGGACCACGUACCGGAACCUGCUGCAGUGUAAAUACAGGAACAUCAACCGCAAACUGUCAGCGGCAGGGAUGCACGAAGCUCUGAGGCUUGCAGAGAGACCAGAACUUGUACUCUAGCAGCACUGCUUUGAGGGAACACUGUCUGUAACUUGGUUAUAUACUGUACCCCUUUCCUUUAUUACAUUUUAUAUACAUGCUUGGGGUGUUCAGAAAAUAUGAAUAUUGUGGCUCAGUUAGCCUGUCCUUUAAGGUGUAUUAUGUUAACGUGGGGUUUUAUCAUUCUAAAAUUAAUUUUGCUUAGCACUUGGUGUCACAAAAAAAAAUGUAAUCAAGCUGUUAAUUUAAAGAGGAAAGUUAAAUCCAUACACUUACCUCUUUGUCCCCGGUACCUUAUUACUUUAUAUGUUACAGCCUUCCUACCAGUGCAAGAUAGCAGCAUUGCUAAUGCUAAAAAUAGAUGCUUAAAAUAUACCUUUGAGGCUAACACAGUUUUCAUUUAAUUUACUUUCUGACUUCACAACAUUUUUUAAUGCAUUUAUAGCACUAAAUAAAGCAAACCAGUACAGGAUAUGUAAUUAUUGCAAAGCAUGGCCUUAGGCCAGUGUUAAAACAGUAUUGAAAAAAUACAUUAAAUAAAUGCUGAGUUGGUAUUAAAUGUUGUGGAGUUUACUCCUGGGUAAAAUACAAUAAAGUAAGCCACACAAUAAAUUGUGAAGUGUCUUAACUCAGGUAAGAAAAAUAUAAUAAAAAAUAAAAUUGCAUAUUACUAUUAUUUUUUAUGUAUAAAUCAUGUUGUAUUGUAAAUUGCACAUACAGUACUUACUAGUUCAUAACCAGCAUACACUGAUUUGUAUAAACGAACAUUGUUACACAUGAGAAAAGUCUUAUUAUUUAAUGCUGAAAAUGUUAACUGUUACCUGUAUUUGAUGAAUUAUACACAUUUAAGUGAGCAUUGUUAUGUCUAGAACAAAAUCUUUACCUGCUAUAGUGUAGAAGUUACAUCCUUUUUUCAUUUGCUUUAUCAUAGAGAGUUUCCAAACCAUGUCUCACAAACCAUACGUGAAGUUGCUCUGCCAGGUUAAAGGUUACCCUUUGCGUGUAAAACUGUUGUGAUGUUUUCUGGCUUGCAUGUCUUGUGGUGAACAUUAAAUUAAGCAUGACAUAAACCUACAAAAUUACAGUAGAGGAAUGUAGUUCUCCACACCCUGUGUUCGCAGUUUGAUAAACGUGGUUCAGAAACUUUCAAAUAUCAAACAUGUAAAUCAGGGGUGUCCAAUCACAGUACAAUGAUAGAACUACCUACUUCAGGGUCUAGAUGGAGGUUUAAUUGGUUCAAUUAAUGCAUUUAGAACAUGGUUGGAGGGGCCACCUUGGCUACUCCUGAAGUAAAUUGUUUAUUUAAGAUCAGGAUUUUCAUUUGUUCUUGACCUGGUUGACAGAAUUUAUUUCUACAUUAACCAGCAGUAGAUCACAUGCCUCAAUACAUUAAAGGCAAAACUUCAAUAUGGUAUUAUAAACAGUAUUCAAAACCUCUUGUACCUCUUGUUAGAAUCAUCAAAUUUUUGGUGCCGACUCACAGGAGUAUUUGCAUAGUGGGGGGAAAAAACACAUGUUAAUUACUACUGUAGCACUAAACAGCUAAGUAAUAAAACUCAAGUUGGCCCUCAUUUCUUCUGAAGGGAAUACAACAGUUUAAAUAUAAUACAACAAAGAAGAAGAAGAAGAAGAAGAAGAAGAAGAAGAAGAAGAAGAAGAAGAAGAAGAAGAAACUAUUGUAAGUGUUUCUUGCUAGUUUUAUUAAAAUUGCUGUAAUCCUUUAAGAAAAAUCAGGGUGAACUUUGUUGCUAAAUAAGGCCCAAGGUCUCUUAAGCCCUGACAAGUUGUUGUUUCUCAUUUUGUAAAAUGAAUGUGAAAUUUCCUUGUGAAUAAACGCUUUGAAAAUAUGCCUUAAAAUGUGAUGAUCAAGCAUCCUCUGCAGAGACUCCCUGAUUCCAUUGCACCUCAAGGAGUCUCUCAAGUGACUGUUCCUCAACUGAUCAUGACAAUGGAUUGACUACUGAGAGGUCCUUGUUCUUUAACACCUUUUAGAGGCUUAUUCCAGUUAAGCUGAAUAUAGUAAUUGAAUAAUUUGAACCUGUAUACAAGGAGAGGAACAGGUGAAAUAUAAUACAUAUUAUAGCUGUUGAAAAUGGUGCUCUCUACACAUAGACAGUGCAUUGAGCUUGCUAUGUGGAUGUUACUUUGUUACUGUGAAGAGCCCAACAUCAAAGUGGAAAUAACAGACACGGAGGCGUGAACAAAAGCUACAAUGGAUUUCAUUUCUCCACUUUUCUAAUACGUUACAUACAAUGUGUUUAUGUAUUUCACUAAUCCUUGCUUGUGUAGUGUAGUGUGGACAAAAUAAAAGUAGGCACAAAUACUGUAAUAUCGAAUAAAUACAUAUGGCAGUAACAAAAUAAUGUAUUUUAAUGGGAAAAUAAGUACAUUUUAAAACAAACUUUAAACGAAUGUUACAGUUGAACAAAAACUUUAAAUAUUAGACCAUUUGUGAGGAAAAGCUACAUUUGUGUUCAUGAGUUGCCAAUUACAACUAAAUUACCGCUACAGAAUUGGUAACAAAUGGUCAGUGUGAAAUCAAUACUGGGAACUCCUUAGAGUCUUUUUUUACAAGAUUAAUGAUUAAUGUCCAAUUGUUUGCCAAAAAAAGUUUAAACUGUGUAAAGUGUGACUGUUUCAUGCCUGUCAAAAUAAACAAAUAAAUAAAAGAAAAAAGAAAAAAUAACAGGCCCCUGUUAAGAAAUGAUUUAUCUGCCCUGUGAUUCUCGGCCCAUCCAAUGAGACACGAUGUUUAACAUAUGCAGUGAUACUGGAAAUAAGACCAAUGCCUGGCACUAUAUCAUGAGUCAACUGACCGAUGACAGCAAGUGUGCUGUAUUUAGCUUUAUUUUAUAUAAUGUAUCUGUGUAUAUGGAGGCUGUUGUGUAUGUCUCUCUGUAUGUCACACUUACAUUUUUACAUUUAAAAAAACACUUAUCCAUUUAUGAUUAAACUUGAGCACACGGUAUCAGAAUCUAGGGGUUUGAAGGUUCUCUCCUUGGCUUUCUCUCUCCAUCUAUGAGUCACAAAUUAUUCAUGUAUGAUGGUUAUACUUUUGCAGAAGCCUUUAAGAACAUUCAAAUCUUAUGCAGACACCUGUCUAUCUAUGAUGGCUCUAAUUUGGAAUUUACAUAAGGCCAU